AUGACGUACGUAAGAACAGUUUAUUGUACUCUUCAGCUGGAAUUCGGGGAGAAAACAAAGUUGUAUUUAAAGGGAAACAAUCUAGCCGAUAAGAUAAAAGUGGAGCCCAGGCAAAAAAAAGGCGAGCUGCUGACUAAAACACAUGAUUUAUUUCACGCCAUAUGCAAUCACAUGACGUGGCAACGUCGCAAUUUUCGGAGCUAA
Molecule: messenger RNA, 204 nt
Organism: Clunio marinus
Lineage: Eukaryota; Metazoa; Arthropoda; Insecta; Diptera; Chironomidae
Source: the annotation of a GenBank genome assembly